Molecule: messenger RNA, 2815 nt
Organism: Notolabrus celidotus (New Zealand spotty)
Lineage: Eukaryota; Metazoa; Chordata; Actinopteri; Labriformes; Labridae
Exons: 5
Coding region: 666-1577 (303 amino acids)
Molecular function (GO): growth factor activity; glial cell-derived neurotrophic factor receptor binding; receptor tyrosine kinase binding
Source: RefSeq, a predicted model, not a curated record
UUGUAGACAUUGUUUAGUAGCUGUGUAGCAGACUCCUGAGAAGACACCGGAGCGGCACAGUCUCUGAUAACUGGAUACCUGAGUCCAAAGUAAAGGAGUUUUUUGAAAAAAAGAGAGAAGCGCUCGUUGGAGAUGCGGGUUGUAGCUGCGUAAAGGCGUGACGCAUGGACUUCUUACUUUUACAGCACGAAUUUGACGACAGGUCAUGGUUCUUCGAGACAGAACUUGACGUUCAAAUCCGCUUUGAGACACGUUAAAGAAGAAGACACCCAGGUUUAUCUCCGGGUUGGUACCAAAUUUGGGGACCGUGCAGUCUCUCCUUGGACGCUGUAAUUCUGUACCGACCUUGGCUUCAGCUUCAAGAGGCGCCGAACAUGUUGUGAGAAAUUUCCUUCGGAGUUAUUUACUCAUUAACCAUAGACGCUGUUUGGAGGCAAGACUGAACAGGUUACUGAAGGGUGUUGAGACUCUGCAAGCAGCCGUGGCAGGACACUGGCCAGAGGAGAGAAAAAAAAUUGGCCGCGUAAAAAACGAAGAGGAGGAGGAGGAGGUGCCUCUCCGCGCUGAGGCAGAGCCGCUUUAGAUGGAUUCUUCAUGUUUGCUUCAGCCUCAGUGGAGACAGUUUGCUCUGAACACUUACACGCCGUUACAGUGAGCUGUACAACAUGUCACAUCGCUGCGUAUGGAUAUCUGGAAACAUGAGCUGCACCAGGCGGGAAAGAAGUGGCUCACCGGUCCUUUCUGGUGCGCAUCUGGAGCAAAAUACGCACAGGACAGCUAGUGGGACCAGAUGGAGAGUUCGGAGGAAGGACAGACAUGAGAUUGCUUCUGUAAUGUCAGCAAAGGCCAAGGUGCUGUUGUGGGUGCUCGUCUCUCUGCUGCCCCUAGUGGAGGGAGUUCAUAUGAAAGCUGGUGCUGCUGCUGUAGGACCAGACUCAGGCCGCUCUGUGGGCCUGUUGGGAAGCCAGGAGGAGCCUGAGCUUCCUGUAACACUGCCAGAGGUGAAGGAGGAUGAGGAGCAGGAAGACGACAGUGACCCUUACUCCACUUGGCAUGCUCUCUACGAUCCCUUUGUGAUAGAUGAGGUGGAUGACCAUCCCAGUAAUCGCUGGGCGGGGCGCUCUCCCCGCUCCUCUGACCCCUCAGAACCUCAACCCAAGGGAUCACCAAAGAAAAAGAAGAAGAGGAAGAGGAAAGAAAAGGAGGAAGAGGAAGAGACAGGAAGAGGAGACAGAAAGGGCAAAGGUAAAAACAGGCAGCUGAAGCAGAGCAGCAGGGACUGCCGUGUGGAGAAAAGAGAGAUCAGGGUUCGGGAUCUUGGUCUGGGGUUUGACUCGGAUGAGAUUGUCCUCUUCAAGUUUUGUGUUGGCUCCUGCCAGUCCUCAAGGACAAACUAUGACCUAGCUCUCAAGGCGCUGCUAGAAAAUGGAUCUCUACCCAGACGCACGGCUCGAAAGGUCAGCAACCACCCCUGCUGCCGCCCCAACCGGUACGAGCCAGUUUCCUUCAUGGACGCUCAGACCACAUGGAGGACCAUCCAGUCGUUAUCAGCCGCUAGCUGCAUGUGCAUGGGCUGAAGGAGUGAACAUAGGGGGGUUGAUAAAAGUGACGAGGAGGAGAGGCGUGACCUGUCCUGAGCAGAGAUGAGGCUUGUGAGGACGGCCAGAAGGGGCGCUGUUACAUACAAACACAGAACAGAGGAAGUGAUGGACCUCGCUGUGGUGUAUUAUCUAUUGGUGAGGAAGAGGUGUGGGGCAGCUGAACGAUGGAGGUCAGAGGUCAAAAUCCGAGCCUGAGGGGGAACUCAUCAGGGAACCACAGUCUGGAUUUACUUUAAACUGAAUACCUGGUAAAUAAUGCAAGAACCUCCACACCAGUUGAAACAAAUAUUAGAGACUGCAAAUAUGGACGUGUUUUGAGUUUUCACAGGCAAGUCCUGAAGGCUCAAGCUCAAAGAUAGAAAGAAAGACACAACUAAAGGACCGACACUGUGUUUAUAUCAGAAUAGGACUGAAAAAGGACCAAUGAGACAAUCAAUUUUACUCACAGUGAAGCCAAAACCUCCUGAAGCAAUAUGAUAUUUUCACAUAAAAACAGGCAUUACAUUGUUUCUAUGUUCAGGUGAACUCAGCCAAAUGGAUGCCAUGCAUCUUCAUGUAUUACUGUGUCAAAGUAAAAUAUAUUUAUUUCUGAUAAAUUAUUUAUUUAUUAUAGCUUGAUCUGAGAGCUGUUUUAUUAACUCUAUAUUGUAGAUAAAUAUCUAUUUAUUUCCAGGACUCAGCCUUCACGUUGACAGUUACUCCUGCUAACAUGCAGUUUGUACUUUUCUUUUAAAGAUGCUGAUUUUUUUUUUCUUAUCCAUUGCAUUAAACAACCGGACAGUGAAUUCUGCUCAAAAUAAAAUUUGAUGCAAUAACGUUUUUGAAAUGAUCAAAGUGAAUUUAUGAGACAAGAUUGCUUUUGAAGAGUUUAGAAUCUUUCCAAGAUUUCACUGAAGAAACUUUUGUUUAGUAAUUUCUUGUGUCUCAAGACAACGACACGUAUUGACAGCGUGACAGCUGAUCUCGUUUUAUGGUGAAUUCUGGGUAGAUAGUCAGCAUUACCAGAGCAUUAAUCAUAUGUCUCAAUGUCUAGAAUGUUUAACAAAGUGACACUUUUAUACAACAAGACCUCAACAACUUUCAUCUUCAUGUGGUUGAGAACUCCACUCAGUUACACACCCCCAGUAUGUCACAUUAAUGUUAUUAUUAUUUUAUAAAGUUUGUUUUAUUUUUGUAUGGCAUUAUCCUCUAAGGGAAUAAAGUUUUUUAAUAUA